UUGCAGCCGUUUUUGUUUGCUGGAAAAUUUGUAAUUUUAUUCAACUUGUUCAUACAUUUUCACGUCUUUCUCCGUGUUAUUUUAUUCCGGAAACAUCAAGUGAGUUGAAGGGUUGAAAAUGGAAGACGCCAAUUCACCGGCGGGGAAAAUCUCUGAUAAAUUGCUGUAUGAAAAGAGGAAAGCUCUGGAAUUGUUGGAGAAGUCACAAUCGCCAAAGGAUGGAAGAAAUGAGCGUGUUUCGCACCUCUUUCGACCCUUCAGAACUGACGAAUUGGCGUCAGGAGGGAAUUCCAGGGAGUACCGUUUUUCUGUGAAUCUCAGUGACCUCGCCACAGACAAAACGGUGGAUUUGCAGGACACUCUGGGGAAGCUGACCUUUGACCCGAAGGAAAUCACAGCCAGAUCGACGAUGUUCACGAGGGAGAAGCGAAAGGAAGUCCCCAAGACGGCGCAGGAACUCCUUGAAGACAGCUUCGAAGACAUCCUGACCACGAGUCGGUGUCAGAAUGUCCGUGAGAUGAGCAAGAGUUACAGGGAGAGCUUAGCCGGUGAUCCAGCGAAGCAGAAGUAUCCGACGAAGAGAAUUUCCCAGCAAGAACUCAUGGAUUCCUUCCAAUCCGACGAGUUUGUCUGCUCAGACAAUGCGAAGAGGAAUUUACUGUCUGAGGAUGAGCGAGAGUGGGAAAAGGAGUUCUAUACUGUUCCCGGAAUGAAGCGUGCACAGGCGCAACCGGAGAUUCCUGUGGAUUUCGAUGGACUCUCGGGAUUCAUGAUGUCUCACAAUAAUUCGUCUGUUUCUGAUCACUUUUCCCUGAAUGCCUUCUGCAACAAGCAAUGCGAAUCCAUUGGGAAUAUAAUCAGGGCUGAGAGUCCAACUGGACAGAUAGCGAGAGGAGUUCUCAACACCACAGUCAGUUCAAUGGCUUCAGCAGCUUCUGCGGCGUCUUCAGCGGUCGGCAGGACGUACACGAAAGAAUCUGAGGAACCAGAUGACAUACGAGCUCUGAUUGAGAAUCUCAAGCUGUCGGAAUCGACAAGUAAAAUCCUGGCUGAGCAUUUUGCAAGGGUGGCAAAGAAGAGUGGCCAGAAUGAGCCUCUGGACGAUAUCACGACGAAGGAGCAGAAUCUGAAGACGCCAGAGAGACGAGCUGACGAUGUCAAUCGCAGUGGGAAGGAGAAUCGCAAGGAGGAGAAGGAAUAUCAGGAGUUUUGUCGCUUCCGACCCAGCAAGAGUCCUCGACGAGCUGGUUCUCACACAACGCUGACCAUUUCUGCGGAUUCUCUGCGCGUGGACGACGAUCGGCGCUUCAGCACGCGAGUUGAGAGUGUCGGAGCGCGGAAGAGAUCUCGUUCGAAUGGAUCCAGGAAGGUGGAUGAAGGUCCGGCUGUUGUGGAGUGUCGCCGUGCCAAGUCGCCGUCCAACAGAGGAGAAAUGCGAGUCUUGGACACCACAGCUUCACCCACGAUGGAGACUACUGCUCAGUCAGACAGGAUGCUGCUCUUCCAGUCGCCCAUGGACGUGGGGAAGCUCUCUCUGCCGAAUUAUGGGCUUGUUAAAGGCGCUUCCAAGUCUCCGGCAAGCGCAGGAUUGACGAGAACCACAUCGCAGCUGAGCACAGCCAGUGAAUUCAACCAUCGGGAGGGAUAUUUGCCGCUCAAGGCGACGCAGGGAGAACUGUGCUGGGGCAGCGUGAGAUUGAGAACUUCCGCCACGAAAUCCAUUCAGAUCAAGAACACUUCGUCGAAGAAGUUAACCUUCAGGGCUGUGAUUGAUGGUCCUGGCUUUCAGUUUGGCAGCGCCGAUGCGCCCCAAAUGACCAUCACGCUGCAGAAGCAGGAGUGUCGUGCCAUGUGGAUUGUUUUCUGUCCGACUGUAAAAGGUCCGGCGGCGGGAAAUUUGAUCUUCAAGCCUCCCACGGUUGAUGACACGCGCGUGAACUGCAAGAUUCCGCUGUACGGCUACGGAGGGCAUGCGUCGGUGAGUUUGGAGGGAUUGCAGCAGGGUUUGGUGGGCUCCAAAUUCCUGCCCAUGGGCGACAUGAAGAAUCUCACGCGGUGCUUCGAGCAGACAUUCACGGCGUACAACAAGGGUCCGUUGAAUGCCUUCGUGAGUGUCAGCGUGGAGAAUAAUAGACCAGAUCAGCGAUGCUUCGCCACAUCUGUGUCAGUCACUCCCAAUCGCCUCGUCUUGCCGCCGUCCAGCAAUGCCAAGUUUCGUGUGCAAUUCCGGCCACAGCGUGAUGAACUGAAGAAGCUGAUGAAGAUGCACAAGACGUCAGAUGUGCUGCUAAUUGCCAAUCUGAUUGUCUUCAUGGGUGACGAACCGACGCGACACAGAGUGAGAAAGUUGAUCAGAGAGACGCCCAAUCAUGCGCUCAACAGUUCGGCGGGAUUGUCGGAUUUAUGGGGUGUUUUCCCCCGUGAGGAGAGAGAUGAGCAGCUGAGUGAGUUGCGUGAGCACGCAAAUGCACUCGUUGAUCUCACGCACGGUUUUCGCACGGUGGAAAUUGCACUGACAAUGAAUAAUGGCGCUGAUGACACACUGAUGAAUGCCUCUGGAUGGGAUGCGGACUUUGAGGAGACGAUUCUCUUCACCACCAUCACAUCGGGCGAAGUGCCGAUGCGUGAUGAGGUGGAAGUGUUGACUGUUCAGCCACAGAAGAUCUUCCUGGAGGCAAUUGAGAAGUACUCAAAGAGAAUCACACUCACAUCUUUGACUGAUGAAACGAUGUUGUUCGAAAUGGAGUGUGAUCAGCCGGAAGUUGUGGAAUUUCUGCCCAAUUCGGGUGAAUUGAUGGCACGUGAAACGGACUCAAUUCACGUUAGAUUCAAACUCACACCAAUGACGAAGAAAUUCUUCGUGAUUCGCAUCAAAACAAGUCAACAAGUGAUUUCUGUGCCUGUUUAUGUGGUGGUUUAAG
Molecule: messenger RNA, 2921 nt
Organism: Phlebotomus argentipes
Lineage: Eukaryota; Metazoa; Arthropoda; Insecta; Diptera; Psychodidae
Gene: spd-2
Exons: 4
Coding region: 119-2920 (933 amino acids)
Source: RefSeq, a predicted model, not a curated record